Molecule: messenger RNA, 2567 nt
Organism: Xenopus tropicalis (tropical clawed frog)
Lineage: Eukaryota; Metazoa; Chordata; Amphibia; Anura; Pipidae
Gene: pmel
Product: premelanosome protein
Exons: 13
Coding region: 16-2313 (765 amino acids)
Source: RefSeq, a predicted model, not a curated record
AGUGCCGGGGUUGUGAUGUUGGUGCAGUUUUCUACUGACAAGGGCACCGGCCUGGGGUAUCAGGGCUGCUGCUUGGCAUUUUCUUUUGUGGCUAGGAAGGACAUAAGGAAACAGAGGAUGAAGGGGGUAUACGGCUUGGUGGUCUUCUGGGUGCUAUGUGCUGGAGCAGAGACACAGAACUGGUCUCAGAACAGAGUGCAGCAGAUGAACCAGCAGGUUGCAGGUAACAGACAGCCACCUUUCAAAUCAUGGAACAGCAGAAUGUACCCCAUAUGGAGAGGCACCGAAGCUCAGAAGAAAAACUGCUGGAAAGGAGGUCAGGUGACUUUUAAUCUUGUUAAUGAUGCACCAACACUGACUGGAGCCAAAGCUACUUUCUCCAUCCAACUGAACUUUCCCAAGAAUCAGACUGUAUUGCCAGAUGGACAGGUUGUUUGGGGUCAGAACCGCACAGACAAUGGUACAUGGGUACCUAGUGGAGACCCUGUUUAUCCUGAUGAGUCUACAGAGGGAUCUGAAUGCACAUUUCCAGAUGGCCGCCCUUUCCCUCGUGGCUCAGAGAAGAAGCGAAGCAAGUUUGUUUAUGUUUGGCAGACAUUGGGAAAAUACUGGCAGGUAGUAGAUGGCCCCUCCUCUAAUCUGACACUGGAGACUGAUGGCAUUCCACUUGGCUCCUACACUAUGCAAGUUGUUGUCUAUCAUUACCGUGGCCGACAGAAAUUCAUCCCUAUUGGCAGUGCAUCCUCUCAAUUCACCAUAACUGAUCAGAUUCCAGUUUCUGUGUCAAUCUCUCAGCUUCUUGACCUGGAUCAGGAGGAUCAGCGCUUUAUCCAGAACAGAGCAGUAUCUUUUGCUGUAUCAAUUCAUGAUCCCAGCCACUAUCUCCAAGCAGCUGAUAUCUCAUUCUCCUGGGAUUUUGGAGACCAGAGUGGAACACUUAUCACCAGAAACACUGACGUCACCCAUACGUAUGUUUCUCCUGGGGUGUUUAGACCAAAGGUUGUCUUGCAAGCUGCCAUUCCCAUUACACCAUGUGGCAGUACAGCUGCAGCAGGAACAGCAGAGCCAGUGCCUUCUACAGUUAUUCCUCCACAACCAACAACUACAGCUGUUUCUACAAGCGGUGGACAAGUCACAGAUGCACCUACUGGAACCCCAGCUGUACUCCCUGGUAAUGUCACAGAACCCCAAGGAACUAUUAAUGUGAUUGUAGUAACAUUACCCUCUGAGGAAACUCAAAACAAUUUGGCAGCUGAGGCAACAUCUUCAGUAUCUGCAAGUGCUCUUCCAGACAAUGAGGCUGCAACUUUGCCAGAAGGUACGGAGGAAGAAGCAGGUGUGACUGAUGCAGCAGAAGAAACUGUACCAGAGGAAGUGGAGGCUGUGCCCAACCAAGAACAGGCUGCAGAAGCUGUGCCCAGUCAGGGAGCUGUAACUGUUGCUGAAGCUGUGCCCAGUCAGGAAGCUGAAGCUGUGCCCAGUCAGGAAGCUGAAGCUGUAGCAGAAGCUGUGCCCAGUCAAGAAGCUGUGGAGGCUGUGACUUCAGAAGCUGGGAACACUGAGGCAGGUGCUGAGCUUGCAGAAGAAACUCCUAGUGUUGCAUCAGAAAUAAAUGAGCUGCCUGGUUCAACGGCUGAAGUUGUGACUGUUCCUGCCACAGAAGGCCCAGAGGAGGUUGUGGUUAUUGCAAAACGUCAGGCUCCUGAGGAUCCACUUGUAGGCUGCCUCCUUUACCGUUAUGGAACCUUUGCAACUGAUCUGGAUAUUGUCCAGGGCAUUGAAAGUGCACAGAUUGUACAAGUAGCUCCAGUUGCAGCCGUUGAUGGAACUGAAAAUGCAGUGGACCUUACAGUCACGUGCCAAGGAAGUGUACCUAGCCAAGUCUGCACAAUUAUCUCUGGUCCUGACUGUAGUACUCCACAAGAGACUAUCUGUAAUACUGUGCAGCCCUCCACUGACUGCCAGCUGGUCCUCCGCCAGGUUUUCAAUGACACUGGACUAUAUUGUGUGAAUGUGUCCUUAACAGAUGCUGUUAGCCUGGCAAUGGCUAGUACACAAGUCAGUGUUUCAGGUGCAGGAUCCUCAUUUGCAAAUGGUGGUAUUGUCAUAGUUGGCGUGCUUUUGGCAGUGUUUGCUGUUGUUGUUGUGGCCUACGCAUACAGGCAAAAAAAGUCUUAUACAACUUUGAGAACAGCCCAGCCUCCAACAAGUUGGUUCCCUGAAAGGCUCUCUCUUCGUCUGUUCUUCCAAAAUGCUCUGGGCCUCUCUAGGAGUGGAGAGAACAGCCCACUUUUGAAUGGCCGUGUAGUGUGAUGGAAACGUCUGGCCUGAAGUCAAGGCAGGGCAUGAUUCACUGAACAGUAGUGCCAUGGCUUGACAUUAAUAAUCUGUGUGCAGAGACUUCCUUCCAGCUCUUAACACUGGAAUAAUGAGAGUUGGCCACCUGCCAUUUUGGUGCAGUAAGAAUGAGUUGCAUUGCAAUGCACCAGGGCCCAUAAAUGCACAGAAUUAGAAUUUUCUUCACCUAUGGCUGGUUCCUAUACAAUAAACUUGUUUAAAAAAAAAAU